Messenger RNA from Hibiscus syriacus, 953 nucleotides. Its product is annotated as probable ubiquitin-conjugating enzyme E2 16. Bases 196 to 681 code for a protein of 161 amino acids. NCBI's taxonomy places the organism in Eukaryota, Viridiplantae, Streptophyta, Magnoliopsida, Malvales, Malvaceae. The transcript is spliced from 6 exons. The record is from RefSeq and is a predicted model, not a curated record.
GGGAACACAAAGAGGGGGCCAAAUGCUCCCCUCAUAAAUCAUCGCUCUCUGGCUUUCCCAUUAUCGAAAAACUAUCUUCUAUUUCUUUUCCAUUCAUUGUUGAUUUAUAUUUUAUUUUCUCUUUGAUUUCAGAACACUCUCAAAUACAAAAACAGAGGGCCCAAACUACCAUAUCCCCAUAAACACCAUAUAAGCAUGAGCACCUCAUCCGCUUCCUCUCGCAAGGCUCUUAGUAAGAUUGCUUGUAAUCGCCUGCAAAAAGAGCUGGUAGAGUGGCAGGUCAACCCUCCCUCCGGUUUCAAGCACAAAGUCACCGAUAAUCUUCAAAGGUGGGUAAUUGAAGUCAAUGGAGCUGCGGGAACUCUGUACGCCAAUGAAACUUAUCAGCUUCAGGUGGAUUUCCCUGAACAUUACCCUAUGGAAGCCCCCCAGGUGAUAUUUCUUCAACCAGCACCUCUCCAUCCACAUAUUUACAGCAAUGGUCAUAUUUGUUUAGAUAUCUUAUAUGAUUCAUGGUCCCCAGCCAUGACUGUUAGUUCUAUCUGCAUCAGCAUUCUCUCCAUGCUAUCAAGCGCAACUGCGAAGCAAUGUCCUGAAGACAAUGAUCGCUAUGUAAGGAACUGUAGAAACGGUAGAUCUCCGAAGCAGACCAGGUGGUGGUUCCAUGAUGACAAAGUUUAAUGGCAUUAGCAUCUUCGUGCAGCAACUAAGUCUAAUAAUAAUUAUAUAUUAGACAAACAGAUCCCACUUUUAAGGAGAAUGCAUUCUUCGAACCUUUGUUAACUCCUGUAAAUGAUUAUAUUCUGGUAUUUCUUAAGAGAAAGAUAAAAGAUGAGAUUUCCAUUAGCAACUUGUAAGGAACAAAGCUCUCUCAAUUAAUGGUGUUUAACCCAUGUGAAAGAUGUUUGGUGCACUGUAAGCACUAAGAACAUGAAUGAGAAACCGUAUCUUUC